ACCUCAUCUUUCUUUAAGCUAACCUAGUAAAAACCACAGAUCCCCCACCACCAUGUCUUGCUGCUGUGCUCCCCGAUUCUGCUGCAGUGUCCCCACUGGCCCUGCCACCACCAUCUGCUCCUCUGACAAAUGCUGCCGCUGUGGAGUCUGCCUGCCUAGCACCUGCCCACACACUACUUGGCUCCUGGAGCCCACCUGCUGUGACAACUGCCCCCCACCCUGCCAUAUUCCUCAGCCCUGUGUGCCCACCUGCUUCCUGCUCAACUCCUGCCAUCCCACCCCAGGUCUGGAGACCCUCAACCUCACAACCUACACUCAGUCUGGCUGUGAGGACCCCUGCAUCCCAAGCUGCUGCUGAUGGAUCUCUGCUUCACUCAACUCAAUGCCUGAUACUGAAUGACUCAACCAGCUUCAAUGUUCACCUUCAAUUAAUUGACUCUGCUUUGGCAACUGGAACAAGAAGAGAAUACCACCCCCCAAUAAAAAUAAUCAAGAGACUUAAGGGUCAUGUAGGAGGGACCAGUAACCAAGUAGAAUUUGAAAAGGUAGAUAUCUUUGGCUUCCCCAAAUUCUUCACUUCCUUCCUGUAAGACAGAACUUUCUUUGGGUACUUUGGAAAUUGUUUUCAAUCUUGGGUGGUAACUCUCUGGAAGUUGAAGACCUUCAUUAUCUUCCAAAUAAAGAUUAAGUCUCUGGAAUAGCACAAAUGUCUACAAUUACUUUUGCUUUUGUAUGCUAAUUUAUUAACUGAAUUGUUUAACUCCAAAUCAACAUUUCAAGAAAAAAAGAGGACAACUAAAGACUGAAAGCUGUGCAAGAUACACAAAUAUCUCUUGCAUUUGUUGUUCUUGAUAUUUUAAUUAAACUGAAGAGCCUCAAAUAUAAGAUGAUCCAGUGCAUUGACAUUCUUGAAAUUAGAACUUUCUAUGACUUGUCCUCCCAAAGUGAUUUAAAAUGGUAAGUUGAGAAGUGCAUAAUGUGACUAGAAGAUCAAACAUGGAAUGUCAACUAAUUCAAGUAACCUGUAUAUUUAUACAAAAUACUAAUAACAUAAUAAUGUUAUUACUCAUUCAAUGGACAUUUAUUAAAUACCUAUCAUAUACCGUA
Molecule: messenger RNA, 1107 nt
Organism: Erinaceus europaeus (western European hedgehog)
Lineage: Eukaryota; Metazoa; Chordata; Mammalia; Eulipotyphla; Erinaceidae
Product: keratin-associated protein 3-3
Exons: 1
Coding region: 53-358 (101 amino acids)
Cellular component (GO): keratin filament
Molecular function (GO): structural molecule activity
Source: RefSeq, a predicted model, not a curated record